AUGGUAGCCUGUAAUAGCCCAGAGCCGUUCACUCUUGAUUUUGGGAAGAAUAUUGAUGGCAUGAAACCUGCUUCUGGCUUUGCAUCCUUCCGUAGUCAAGUGCGUAUAACACCAGGAGCUAUUGUCUGUUCAGAAUGUGAGUUAUCUGGUGAAAUAAUUAUCGGUGCAAAUACUAUUAUUCAUCCUAAGGCACGUAUCAUUGCUGAGGCGGGUCCAAUACAUAUUGGUUCAUAUAAUUUAAUUGAAGAACAAGUUGAAAUUGUGAAUAAAAUUUCUGGUUCGACAAUGAAGAUCGGGGAUUACAAUGUAUUUGAGGUAGGAGCUCAUUGUUAUGCUCUACAAGUUGGUGAUAAUAAUGUUUUCGAAGCAAAAUGUCACAUUGGUCCAAAUGUUAAAAUUACUCACGGUUGUGUGAUCGGUGCAAUGUCUUCAAUGGAUUCUGGGGAAACAAUACCAGAAUGCACUGUUGUUUACGGUGAUGAAGGUCAUCGUCGUAUUGCAACUGAACGUCCACCAGCACAAACACUGCAAUUGGAUUUUUAA
Molecule: messenger RNA, 543 nt
Organism: Heterobilharzia americana
Lineage: Eukaryota; Metazoa; Platyhelminthes; Trematoda; Strigeidida; Schistosomatidae
Source: the annotation of a GenBank genome assembly